AGGAGGGUGGCGGCGCGCCUGGCAAGAGGGGGCGCUCUUGGCCCCUCCUGCUGCCUGCCAGCCAAGCGAGCCCCCCCCCCCCAUCCUCCUCCUCCUCUUCUCUCCCCAGUGCAGGGCGGGGCGCCGGGCGGGCCUCCUCCUGGGUGGAGGCGUUGAAAUAGAGGCGGGCGGGCACGCGCCGGGGUUCGCCAGGAGGGAGGCAGGUCUCGCCCAGGUAGAGGAGCCCGAUGCGCGGCGGCGGCGGAGGCAGCAGCAGCAGGAGGAGCAGCGGCGGCGGCGGCGGCUUCAGCAGGAGCAGGAGGCGGAGGCGGAGGGCGUGAGCCGCGCAAAGGGCGGGCCAGGCGCCUUCUUCCCGCAGAGCUGCCCUUGCCCCAUGGCUACCCGGGUGUUGAGCAUGAGCGUCCGCCUAGGGCCCGAGGAGCCCGUCUUCGCCCAACUCAAGCCGGUGUUGGGCGGCCGGGAAGGCUCGAUCUUCGCACCGCCAGCUCCGGAAGAGCUCAAGCCGCCGGCGGCUCCUCCGCAGCAAUCGAGCGCUGCCCGGAUGCCCGGCGAGGAGAUGGUGCAGACCCGAUGCGAGAUGGAGAAAUAUUUGACCCAGCAGCUUCCUCCCUUGCCCCCCCUCCCCGAGCACAAAAAGUACCGGCGGGACAGUGCCUCGGUGGUGGAUCAGUUCUUCACCAAUGGUGACGGGGUGCCUUACAGUGUCAACAUGAACCUCUACCUGCCGGAUCUGUCCCAGCUGAGGACGGGUCUCUUCAAAGCCCCGAGAGGCCCCGCAACCCACAUCAAGAUAGAGCCGGUCGGUGCCUUCAGCCACCAGAGUGAGACAACUCCUGUAGUCCCCAACUCUGCCCAGGCUCUCCCCGAGUUUACAAGCAUCUUCAGCCCCCACCAGGCGCCGGAUGUGAACAGCCUCUUCAUCAAGCAGGAGAUGUCUGCCUCAGAUCUAGGCCUCUCUGUGCCUGGGCCCCAGCAGGGCCAGCUAUACCAGCUCCUCAGCUCUCCCGAUUUAGACCUGCCGAAUGCAGCGGGGAUGGACUCCCUUAGCAACGUCUCCCUCUCUUCCUCCAUGACGGGCCUGAACACCCUCUCUCCAGCCAUGCCCCAGACCUCCAUGAAACAGUUCCAUGGGAUGCCCCCCUGCACGUACGCCAUGCCCAGCCAGUUUCUGCAGCAGUCGGCCACUUACUUCCCCCCUUCGCCCCCAAGCUCGGAACCUGGCAGCCCCGACCGGCAGGUGGAAAUGAUGCAGAAUUUAACCCCACCUCCGUCUUACGCUGCCACCAUCGCUUCCAAGUUGGCCAUCCACAACCCGAACUUGACCGCGAGCAUCCCCAUGAAUUCGCCGAGCAUGCCAACCGUCAGAUAUAAUCGGAGGAGUAACCCCGACUUGGAGAAGAGGCGGAUUCAUUACUGUGACUACCCUGGUUGCACUAAAGUGUACACAAAAUCUUCCCACUUAAAAGCACACCUGCGAACUCACACUGGAGAGAAGCCAUACAAAUGCACUUGGGAAGGAUGUGACUGGAGAUUUGCUCGCUCGGACGAGUUGACCCGCCACUACCGGAAGCACACGGGCGCCAAGCCCUUCCAGUGCGCCGUCUGCAGCCGCAGCUUCUCUCGCUCCGAUCACCUGGCCCUGCACAUGAAGCGCCACCAGAACUGAGCUGCGUCUUCAGGAGGCAGUGGGCACCUAUGCAACCUGCGGGCGACCCAAGUACCCACCCCCCUUCCAUUAGAAAUAGCUAAGGGUUUGCCUGCGUACGAACUCUUAAUUUUAGAAGCAGAAAAAUAAUAAUAAUGAUGAUGAGGCUAGAAGAAACUGGAAAUGUAUAUUUUGUAUAUUUAUGAGGAAACAGGGAAGACACUAUCCAGAGAGAUACGGAUUGUUUUACUGCGUUAAUGCCCUGUGACUUACUCUUUGUAUCUUGGACUUAGUCCUACAGGUUUCAUCUCAGGGCUGCCUGUCGUGACGUUUUGCAGAUGUUGGGGUGGGUGGGUUGGGGGGGUUCUGGGUAGGCAAAAAGGGGCUCUCCCAUUUGAUCAUGUGACCGUGGCGGAGCAGCGCCACGGGUCUCCAAGCAAGUCACAGUUCUCAGCCAACGGCCGUGCAGGUCCAUACAUCAGUUUCAAUCAUAAAUGUUGCCAGAAUAAAAUCGAAUAAAAAAAAGAAUAAGAUGCAGCGCUUUACUGCUUCUUUCUCUCUCCUUGUCCCUCUUGCUCUGGGAGAGUAGAAAGAAAGAGAAAAGAAAGACCAUUUGACACCCCCCCCCCCGCAGCUGUGUUUUGGUGUGGCCGCAGAAACCAGGAUUGUCAGCCAGCUUUAAAACACUUUUUUCAGUGGUCAGAUUUCAGAUCCUGGUUUCUUCGGCCAUAAGAAGCUCUAAAUCAGGGGUCUCCAACCUUGACAACUUUAAGACUUGUGGACUUCAACUCCCAGAGUUGCAAUUCUGGGAGUUGCAAUCCACAAGUCUUAAAGUUGCCAAGGUUGGAGACCCCUGCUCUAAACUCUGGUUCAGGACUCUCCAUUCCUGCUGUUGUGCUCACCUGCACAAAAGGAGGGGAGAACGAAGAGGAGAUGGUCUCACUGGCUCACCGAGUCUCCACCUUCUGAUCCUGGAAACCAUGGAUGACAUGGGCGUAUGGCCAUCUGACCAACUGGCUCUUUUUGCCCAUGAACCUCCAAAAGACAACAGAAGAUUCAUCCCUUUGGACGAAAAGAUUCUGAUUCCGUGUGAAUUUUGUGCGCACUAGUUUUGCACACAUUGUAAUUAUAAUCUGGCAUUAAUUGAUGUAAGGCAGAUAAAAACAUAUUGCAUAAAUAUGCUUCACUCAUGUUUCCAAAAUACAACAUGAGAAGCCCAUCCCUAAAUUGAAGUAUUAAUGUUUGAAAAGCUGCGUUAUCUGUGAUUUUAGAAGCCUGACCAAAACACUCUUAAUCAGACAGUGGUUUUUUUUGUG
This is a messenger RNA of Ahaetulla prasina, 2961 nucleotides long. RefSeq names its product KLF transcription factor 5 (gene KLF5). The coding region runs from base 374 to 1666 and encodes 430 amino acids. The record is from RefSeq and is a predicted model, not a curated record. The transcript is spliced from 4 exons. Gene Ontology annotation, molecular function: DNA-binding transcription factor activity, RNA polymerase II-specific; RNA polymerase II cis-regulatory region sequence-specific DNA binding. Gene Ontology annotation, biological process: regulation of transcription by RNA polymerase II. Lineage: Eukaryota; Metazoa; Chordata; Lepidosauria; Squamata; Colubridae.